Durusdinium trenchii is the source of this 2754-nucleotide messenger RNA. Lineage: Eukaryota; Dinophyceae; Suessiales; Symbiodiniaceae. The record is from the annotation of a GenBank genome assembly.
AGCACUCGGUUCAAGAGAGUAGGUUUUUUUGAUCCGAUAUAGGAUCCGGCUUGCGUUCGCUGCACCAUGGCAUCUUUAGAAAGGACUGCGAUGAGUAGCUUUGAUGUGGCGACCAGCUUGCUAAUUCAAUGCCGAAUUGCUCACCAAGAGCUUCAGAGGGUGGCUGGGAAGGAAGGCAAGCUUUUGAACCGGCUUUGCGAUGAGCUCCAGUACAUUCGAAACGAGAGUGUACCGGAAGCCUUUGAGGUGGCCUUGAGGACAGAUAGUGAAAUGCAGAUGCCCAGAGAGCCCAAAGAGCCCAAAGACGCAAAGGAGCAUAAGGAGCCGGAUCCCAUCACCAUCACCGUGCAUGAUGAACAUGGACAGCUGAAGGAAUGUGUGAAAUCCUCCGCCAGCAGCGAGGGAGAAUCUAGUGUCAUGAAGGAACGUCGGACCUCGCAGACUUCCGAACAAUCCGUGAAAUCCCUAAGUGAUGCUCCGCUAGUGAAGCGCAUCUCCGUGCACUCCACAGAGUCUCGGCCUCGUACGCGGCGCUCCUACACAGGCGGCUCGUUGAGUGUCUCCGAGGGCGACAUCCGUGCGGUGCAGAGCUACUCCAUCAACGGCAUCCGCAAACAGGACCAGCCAGCACCACGACAUACCGUGGUCAGCCUUGUGAAAGCCAACUUUGCGGAGUCGGAGAAGCGGACGUGUUCCUCCUGGGUGUAUUUCUUUGCAGAUUUUCUUGAUUGGCUCUGGAAACUCCAAGAACCUCCUCGGCAUGGAUGUUUAGCCAGGGUGGUGCGAUCCAACCUCUUCGGCGCGGUUUGCGGCGCCGUGAUUCUGAUGAACGCCAUUUUUAUCCUUUAUGCCACAGAUUAUGAGAUGCGGACGAUAGAUGAGCCACUUUCAGCAGAUGUUGAUAUAUCAGUCAUCGAGGUUGCGCUGGCAUCGUUUUAUGUACUGGAACUACUGCUCAAGCUCAUUGUUCACAGGCUUUACUUUUUUUGGAAUGACGAGAUGGCCUGGAACUGGUUUGAUGCCAUACUUGUGCUAUUCUCCAUCAUUGAGAACUUAUUGCUCGCAACACACAACACUGCAUCUUCGGUCAACCUGGGCUUUUUGAGACUGGUCCGCCUGUGCAAGAUCGUCAAGAUCUUGCGGGUCUUCCGUACAUUGAGAUUCUUCAGUGAACUUAGAUUGAUGUUGGAUUGUGUAGUUGGAUCUUUGAUGAAUGUAUUUUGGUGCGUGAUCAUGCUUCUCUUUGUGAUAUACGUCUUUGCCCUGCUACUCCAACAAGGGGUGGUUCAAUAUCUGGCAGAGCACAAGGCUUCUUUGAGCGCAAAAGGUCUGGAUGAUCUCAUGACCUAUUUCGGUUCCGUUGGGGUGACCAUCGUGACCCUGUUUCAAUCCUGCACCUCUGGUGUAGACUGGAACGAACCAUAUUCCAGCUUGUUUCAUACGCGCGACGCGACCGGCGACCUUCUGCCCGUUGCUUUCCUGCUCUUUGUGGCUUUCGUUCACAUUUCAGUUUGGAAUAUUAUGACGAGUACUUUUGUGGAAAAGGCACUGAAACUGGCCCAGCCCGACAUCGAUAUGCUCAUUCUUGAACAGCAGCUUCAAGCUUCUUGUUUUUGUAUGUUUUUGUCAAAUUCAUUUGGAAUUGGACCAACAAACCACAACCAACCAUGUUGAAAUUGCCCUGCGUGUUGAAGUUGCUGAGUCUUGUUAAGGAUUUUGAAGACUGCCGGAUGCUAACGGAACUCUUCAAGAAGAGGCUAAUGAUUGACCAGGAGGGUCAUGAACGUUUGGGCCUGGAAGAGUUCCGAAAGAUCGUUGAGACCUAUGAAUUCAGGUCUUAUCUGCAAACCAGAGGUAUUGACAUCAAGAAUGCCGAGACGUUUUUCCAGAUGCUGGUCGAGUUGCAAGGGGAAUCCACCAUCGAUGCCAACACCUUUGCAAAUGCAUGUGUUCGCAUGAAGGGUGCAGCCACAAGCAUUGACCUACAGACAGUGAUGUUCACUACACAUUUGAUGAAUCAGGACCAUGGUGGACCAUUUGAUGUUCGUACCUUCCGCCGGAAAAUACCCAGUCUCACGCCCAGCGUUUCCAGUCGCAGUUGAGGAGACAUGACCCAUAAUGUUGAGGCGGGCACGCCAGCCAUAGAUACAAGGGUCCAAAAUAGUUGUUUAGCAAACAAAAGCAACAGGUAAAGCAAACAACAAAACAACAAAAUGUAGCUGUGCGUGUUUGUCGUUUCUUUUUUGGUGUGUUGUUUUCAUAUUUUUGUCGCUUUAUUUUCUCAGUUGUUUCGCUUUAUUUUCGCAUGUUUUUUUCCCGCUUUUUUCCUAGGCCCGUACAGCAAAUAUUGCUGACGGGUAAAAGUUCUCACAAGUGCAGAAGUGGUACCAGGAAAAAAGCAAAAAAAGAGCAAAACAAGUGCAAACACAAAGCAUUUGCGCUGCUUUUGCAUUUUCAUUUGCUUUUGUUUUGCUUUUUUUCACCAAAAAACAUUGAUGGUUGGUCAUGUAUGGCUGCCAUUGCUCAACGCAACCAUAAUGAUCCUUUUUUCAUCUUUUUUCCGAAUUGUGGACUUCUGGCGGAGGACUUUCCACUGACUAAACGGGUCAGAAGGGGCCUUUCCUGGAGAUGUGGGCACACCACUUCUCUCAAUGUCCGCCUGUGACCGCAAGGAAACUCACAUACAACAAAAGACAUCAAAAGACUAAGUCUGACUAAGUGUAUAUAGUAAUAUAUAGUAUAUUUGUUCCGAAG